This is a messenger RNA of Botrytis fragariae, 3870 nucleotides long. RefSeq lists its product as uncharacterized. The record is from RefSeq and is a predicted model, not a curated record. The transcript has 3 exons. Bases 1 to 3870 code for a protein of 1289 amino acids. Lineage: Eukaryota; Fungi; Ascomycota; Leotiomycetes; Helotiales; Sclerotiniaceae.
AUGUUACCCCCAAAAAAGCGCGGGCGGCCGAGAAAGUAUCAGGAUCCUGAAGAAGCUAGAAAAGCUAAUAUUGAAGCUACUGCUUCCCGCCGCAAAGCUAAAGCAACCCAAUCUUCAGGCCCUGUCGACUUCAUUGCUUUUGAACCUUCUCAUCCAGAAGUCCCUGUCAGCACUCCUCUUACAACCAGUCUUCGAACAUCUAUUCAAAUCCCUUAUGACGCUCAAGAUAUUGAAGAAGACGACAUUCCAGAAGAUCUACUUCCUUUACACUCUAUACAGUCAUCUUCGAUUAAUAAAGACAACAAUACCGCUACACAGAUUGAGCUGGUUCAGAUCAACAAACAAUUAGAUAACCUUGAAAGAAGCGAACAGGCUACAAAAAGAGUAGAAAGUUUUAUAGCAUCACAAAUAGCUACAACAACCAAUCCUAUUGAAGAGCCAAGAUCCAGCGAAUCACCAGAAGAAUAUCGAAACAAUGGGGUUGAAGCUGCAGCUCCUGAAUUACGAAUGAUGGAAGAGUCAACAGCUUACAAAAACCUUCCGCAACCUAGCUCUUUGCGCUCUCCAUCAAUAGUUUCUAAUGUAUCGAAUAAUUCACUAUCAAUAAUGUGGGGGGGUCACAGUGAUGAAGAUGAUGAUUCAUCAAAUGUUCAAAGACUGGUAAUAAAUUCACCAUUAUCACAAAGUUCGGCUUUAAACAACCAGCUUUUAUCCAAUAUUUCAUUAAGCAGCAGUAAGGGCGAAAAUGAUAUUUAUAUCGAUAAACCCAACCUUCUUCUCGAAUUGAAAUCUUUUCAUCGCCUCAGACUACCCAGUUAUCAUCUUUGCGAUCAUCACCCUUUUCAAGGUUGCACUCAUAACCAGCAUCAUAAAGCCGAUCAUUCCCAUCGGAGGCAUCACCAGCGUUCAGAUGUACAUUCUGAAUGUUCAUCCCUGCCUCAAAUUACUGCUCUUCUUAAGGGAGAUUACAUUGGAGGUUCACCUUUGCCCAAUGUUUUGAACAGUUCUAAGCUCAUGAAAGCAAGAGACUGCAACAAUAUUGAUUUUCAAGCAGCGUUUGAAGGGACUAGCGCAUCAGCAGCUCCUGAAGAUAACAACACACGGAAUGAGAAUUUGCCUAAGAAUCUAUGUUUAUCUCAGCAUUACACAAGUAGUAAGAAAAAUCGAUUGCCUAAAAUCACAUUUGAUAUUGAUAGCACCUGCUGCUUCCCCAGCAGUUUGGCAUUUGCAAAAUGUGGUAUCAAUUGGCUGCCUAAAGCGCAUGCUAUUUUCAACAUUAAAAGCGAUAUUCAUUUUGGAUUGCGGAUGCCAAAAUAUAACGAUCACGGAAUAUUAACUCGAGAAUACACCCCCCUUCACAAAAUUCCACAUUAUUGUUUUGGUUCUGUGAUUGGAAUUGAAACGCUAUACGUUUUUAUCUUUUUCCCUAAUCUUCAUUUGGAGAGUGAUUACUAUAAACACUCUACUUAUUUGAGUAAGCAAGAUGAUGAGCUAUUUUAUGAUGCUAUUGUUGGCCCAGCAUUAAAUAAGAUAAUCAAAUCCUCUAAUAUUGUACAACACUAUCCUGCAUCGGCUAAAAUUGCAGACUUGGACUCGAUUGCAGUAUCAACAGAGCGCCUUAGUCGAAAAGAGUCUGCUAGAGUUCAGCUCAUCAAACAUACCAUCCAGCCCCAAUACCUUGAUGCACUCUGGAAUCUAAUUCUUAAAAUGAUCGACGAGAAUCCAGGUUUUGAUCGAUUUCGUGGCGCAAACUUGUUUGCUAAUUUAAAGAAUACUAAGCUGGAAUUUAUGGAUACUGACUUAGUUCGAGUGUAUAAUAAUUGGCAAAGCAAGUGGUUUGCUGCAACAGAUGCACAAUUUUAUAAUCGAGAUCGCACCUACGUUGAUCUUGCCAAGCAGGUGACAUCUGAAGAUAGCGCUCUACCGUAUGAUCACAAGCCGGAAGAUCACGAGGCCGAAGUCUAUUUGUGGAAAAAAUGCUGUCUUGAGGCGUAUGCUAAGACCCGGGUUGUUCUUAAUGCAAAUGGGAGCCCAGCGAAAGGGAACCCUAAAUGCACUGUGUAUCCUUGGGCGGCAAUGCGGGAUACAGCGGGCCAGACUAUGUUCGCUGUCCCUAAUGGGGGUGAGAAUAGGGAUGGUUUAAUCUAUUCUCAAUUUUAUGGAUUGAUUAAGACGCCUUUUGAUUCAUCCAAGGUGUACGUUUUUGAGAAUGAUUCGGUAGAGAACUUGGCUCUCGACCCGGGGUAUAUUCAAUCUCUUCAACAAGAAGGCGGUGGAAUCACAUUUUCCAAAGCUAGGUGUGAAUCUAGCUAUCUUCACAGCAAGACGCGGGCAUCUACGAAUUUGGUUGACAACGGUGGAAAGUCUUAUGGGAUUCGAGAAGAGCAUCGGAUCUCUUUGACGAUUAUGGAAGAUAUUUAUCAUCAAUGGCAGGAUUGGGAUUUAUAUAAUGAUGAGGUGGAUUCCACUCAGUCUUCACUCCCUUACUACAUUAUCCCCACACGGCAGUUGUUUGACUUUCUCUCGGCCCAAAUCAAUAAAUAUUGCCUUCUCUUCGAGCAUAUUCUUGCAAACACUGGGGCAGCUUAUUCGCUACCAGAGACUAUUGUUAUGGUGAUAGCGUUGAGAGCCCUUCGAUUUUGCUAUGGCAGCAACCUAAUCCAGCGGGAGUCCUUAUUAUACAAAGAUCGCUGGGAGCCAAGCAGAGGCUCUAAGCGGAUUAUUAAAGAGGGUUUAGAGUAUCUCCACGUUUUGAAUAUCGAGCAAUUCGAUUUGGAUAUCUGGAAGGCAAUGCUCAAAGCCCACAAGCGCUCUCCUGAGUUGGCACCUGACGCGGUACAGAAUGGAGUUCCUCGAUUUUGCUACAAGGAUAUGAAGGAGAUGUUCAUUGUUAAUGGGCUUGUACAGCCACCUCAUUUUGCAACAGGGAAUAAAACGCGAUUUGAUGAAGUUAGCGAUCUUCUUAAUUUCCUCUUUUUAUGGCAGGAUGACGAGAAGCGUUUAGGCUGGAAUCGAAGGCCAUAUAGAGUCAUUUUACAAAAGACCUUUAUAUUGAUUAAAGAUCGGUUGGGACAUCGAAAAGCCGAUCAGUGGCUCAAUGAACUAUUCCAUUUAAUUCGGUUGACGCAUUGGGUUCUUCCUUAUCCAUCAGAGAAAGCUUUGAUUACAUCAACGAAAACUAAUCGAAAAAAAGGCCUUAAGGGGCGUAUGAUGUGGUUUCCGGUUGUGUAUAACCCUAAGAAGAUCGAGUUUUCUGCCUCUACAUCGCCUAUACUCUCUGGAAUUUUGCAGACCGCUCAGCAACAAAUAUUUGGCAGUAAUUCUGAACAGCCUUUGUGGAGCGUUAUUCAAAUAUUUGCUGCGUGUGUUGCUCAAGGGAUUAAGAUAUAUGAACAAAAAGAGGCCUGGGUACUUGGGAAAAGGAGUGGGAAAAAGGGUUUUCGGGGACCAAGCUCUGUAUCGGUUUGGGAGCCGGCGCUCCCGCCAAAAUUGAAGAUGCUGGAGCAGAUCAAGGAGCGGAGCUUGAGCGAGCUGGAAGAUCUAAUGCGUGGGUUUGUUGAACAAGCCAAUUCUAUUAGUGAUAUUCAGGAGCGAAAUGAUUUUCAAGAACAAGAGGACAUUCAGAUGCAGGAAAUGAUUCAAGAAAAGAUUCAAGAAAAGAUUCAAGAAAGGAUUCAAGCAAAAGAAGAUAAUUGCAGGCCAGGUCGCUUAUCUAUAUUAAUUACUCGCAGCAGUGAAUUUGCAGCUCCACAAAAGUGUAAUCGAAAAGUAAAUAAUCAAAGGGCAGAACAAGAAACCGAGUUAUAUGAGGAGGUUGGCAGCCGGGAGGGUAGCGUUUAUGAACCGCCAAGUAGUGAUGGAGAGAUCUAG